AUGACAUCAAAUAAUAUAAAGAAUCAAAUGAAUCAUUUAUCAUUGGGUAUAAAACAUCAGAGGUCAUCAUCAUCUCCACCAAUCAAUGCUUUGAGUGGAGGAGACCCAUCAAGUGCAUCGGCUACACCAAAUAUGCAAUCACCAUUAUCUCCAUUGUCACCACCAGUCAUUGCAAAAGGUGUCAAACCAAUUAACCCUGCAAUGCAAAAGUAUAGUAACAAUGAACAAGUAAAGACUUCAUUUGAACAAUUAAAGGAUGCAUUGGGAGACUAUGAAUUUGAUGGUGAAGUCGUCAUUAAAGAUGUAGACUCUGAAGAAUACUCUUUAUACUAUGGCGACAGAGGAGGAGAAGAUGAUUAUACAGAUGAUACAGACGAUACAGAUGACGCAGGUAGUGAAAGUAUGGAAGAAGAAGAAAUUGCAAUUGUAAAGUCAUCACCGCCAAUUGGUAGAAAUUAUAGUCACUCUGUCAGCGGAUAUGCACCUUCUCCUACACGUCACGAACGUUCCGAGAGUACCAUUAUACAUCCAGGUGUAGAAUCACAACCAAUCAAAGGACUCACAACAACCACUGCACUCAAUCGUACACCAUCCAAAGUAUCAGUAACCGUCACUACUAGUAGUACUGGUAGUAUGACUAGUCUAAUCAAUAAUCUCACUCCUCCCUCUACUCCACCAUCAUCAACCACUUCACCUGUAUUAUCUCCAAUCAACAACAAUAAUCAUAACUCUCACUUGGUUUAUAAUCAAGGAGCAUCUUCACCAGUCACUGUCAAACAAAAUGAUCGUGCCAAUCAAUUCAAAGAGGCAAUCUCUUCAGAAUACAAGAAAAUGUUGGAUAAUCCAGAUGAAUUUAGAGCAGAGAAAUUAAAACAAAGAAAAUCUAAAUUUUUUACAAAAGAGGGCAAUCAACCACCAGAAGUUAGUUCAAUGAUUAACAAACCAUUAUCUGGAAUGACUUUGGAAUCUGUAAUAACAAGAGAAAAUAAUAGAGAUGGUGGAAAUAAAAAAGUUCCACUUCUUGUUACAAAAUGUAUAGAAUAUUUAUCAAUUGAAUCAGCAUUAAAAACUGAAGGAUUAUUUAGAGUAGCAGGAAAUCAAUCAGAAGUUGAAACUUUAAUGAAAUCUUUACUUCAACAUGGAUAUGAUAUACCAACAGGUUGUUGUGUUCAUGUUGUUGCUAGUACACUUAAAAAAUUCCUUCGUCAACUUCAAGUACCAGUAUUUACAUUUAAAUAUCAUCAUGAAUUUAUUAAUAGAUUUAAAAUAACAAAUGAUUAUGAAAGAUUACAAUCAUUAAAAAAAUUAAUAUUAGAAUUACCAGAUUAUAAUCAAAGAAUUGUAAAUCAAGUGAUUAAAUUUUUAGCAUUGGUAACCAAACAUAGCACAAUCAAUAUGAUGCAUGCACACAACCUUGGACUCAUGUUUGGUCCAACAAUGAUGAAAGCACCAGAUGAAAAUGAAAUGUCAAUCAUGUUGGAUACUAGUAGUCAAGUAAUUACUUAUUUAAUUGAAAAUUAUUCUCAAUUAUUUCAAAUGGAAUAA
Messenger RNA from Cavenderia fasciculata, 1545 nucleotides. It is a transcript of the gene gacY, whose product is annotated as RhoGAP domain-containing protein. The transcript has 4 exons. Bases 1 to 1545 code for a protein of 514 amino acids. Gene Ontology annotation, cellular component: cytoplasm. The record is from RefSeq and is a predicted model, not a curated record. Gene Ontology annotation, biological process: regulation of GTPase activity; signal transduction. Lineage: Eukaryota; Evosea; Eumycetozoa; Acytosteliales; Cavenderiaceae.